GCGGGAGGAAAAGUCCAGAAGACAAGUUCGAGGAAGGUUACGGAGCAGAUGGGUGAUCUCUAACACAGAUUUGUAAACAAUACUUGAGAGAAACAGGCUUUCUGUUCAGCUCAUGAUGUGUGUGGGUGUCCUACUAUGCAUGGCGCUGUUGUGAACACAGCACAAGAGACACUAGGUGGCAGAAGAGCACCGUGUGUUAUGUAGUCCGCUAUGAUCCGUAGAAGAAGACGAGCAGGUCGCAGCCUGGUGACGCACAAAGAAGACUUGAGUGUGGCUGAUGCGGGAAACGAAAGCAGCGAACUGGCUUUAUUUUCAUAAAUGUCACAACCUAUAACUGUACUUUGAAAACGCUCUAAAUUGAGUGGAUACUGUGUAAAGUUUCAGAUCAAAGAUGGACGCUAACAGAAGAUAAAGCUCCGGGACAACAACAGCUACUUUUUGGUGUCUUUACGUUUUAAUAUCUUGCCGUUAUGGCAUCAGAGGAGGAAACCAAUCUGCUGGUCAUCGUCGUGGAUGUAAAUCCGAUAUGGUGGGGGCAGCAAGCUCAACGUGAGCCAGAGUUCUCCCUGUCCAAGUGUCUGGAUGCAGUCAUGGUGAUGGGGAACUCCCACCUGGCCAUGACCAGGACAAACAAGCUGGCUGUUGUGGCCAGCCACUGUCAAGACAGUCACUUCCUGUAUCCCAGCAAGUGCUGGAGAGGUGGUGACAGCGGUGGGGACGAGGCAUCCUCCAGCGGGGAUGGGAAAUAUGAACUCCUGUCAGUCGCCAAUAACCUCAUUGCUGAAGAGAUUAGAAAUGUUAUGUCAAAAACUGAAGUGAGGGGAAAUUCAACAGAUACUUUGUUGGCUGGAUCCCUUGCCAAAGCUCUCUGCUAUAUUCACAGGGUCUCAAAAGAGCUGGAAGUUGGACAGGAGAUAAAAUCAAGAAUAUUGGUGAUAAAAGCCGCAGAGGACUGUGCCCUCCAGUACAUGAACUUCAUGAAUGUGAUUUUUGCUGCCCAGAAGCAGAACAUCCUGAUAGAUGCCUGUGUACUGGAUGCAGACUCAGGUCUCCUUCAGCAGGCUUGCGAUAUAACUGGAGGAUUGUACCUCAAGAUACCACAGAAAGUUGCCCUGGCACAAUACCUUUUGUGGGUGUUCCUGCCAGACUCUGAGCAGCGUUCACAGCUGGUUCUGCCGCCACCUGCACAUGUGGACUACAGAGCUGCAUGCUUCUGCCAUCGUAACCUCAUUGAGAUUGGUUAUGUGUGCUCCGUUUGUCUGUCAAUAUUCUGCAACUUCAGUCCCAUCUGUACAACUUGCGAGACGGCCUUCAAAAUCCAACUACCACAGAUGGUCAAGCCCAAGAAGAAGAAACUCAAGCCAUCUACAUGAUUUUUGCUGGGAUUAUACUAAUUUUGUGAAUAUAGUUUACUUUUUUUUUGUAUAUAUAUAUGCCAUCUUGUUUGGUAUAUAUUUGUAGAAAUGCCUUUGAGGCAGUAGGGCCAUAUGAACAUGUUGACUAACAGUGACUGUCAUGUACAAUGGAGGCUGAUACUUUACUUAACUGCUCUCAAAAUAAUACUUUCUGCAUUUUUGUGAUGUAAUUUUUUUUAUAUAAGUAAAGCACACAUUAUGUUCUUA
This is a messenger RNA of Micropterus salmoides (largemouth bass), 1622 nucleotides long. RefSeq names its product general transcription factor IIH, polypeptide 3 (gene gtf2h3). The transcript is spliced from 13 exons. The record is from RefSeq and is a predicted model, not a curated record. Gene Ontology annotation, cellular component: transcription factor TFIIH holo complex; transcription factor TFIIH core complex. Gene Ontology annotation, biological process: regulation of DNA-templated transcription; nucleotide-excision repair. NCBI's taxonomy places the organism in Eukaryota, Metazoa, Chordata, Actinopteri, Centrarchiformes, Centrarchidae. Bases 471 to 1373 code for a protein of 300 amino acids.